AUGAGCAGCCGCUAUCCGAUGUACGGCGUAAACGACUCAGCGGUCUGGUGCAGAGAUCGUUCAGUACCUGAACCACCACGCUGCGCCUCCCUUCUACCAUCACAGCCGUCGAUGCCCUAUUCCACCUAUCCGGCCGCAACUACACAUACUACUGUGGUUCAUUCCGCGAUGAAACCGAUUGCUGACGCUGACAUCUACAGAGUCGGAAUCUACGGCUGGCGGAAGCGAUGUCUCUACAUAUUUAUUCUUAUUUUAACUAUAAUUAUCGUACUCAAUCUCGCAUUAACCGCAUGGAUAAUGUCAGUUUUGGAUUUCUCCACGGACGGUAUGGGUGCAUUAAAAAUCCAGGAAGAUGGUAUUCGUGUUGAAGGACGAGCUCAAUUCAAUAAACCGGUCACGUUUUCACAUUUGAGUACAGACGAAGCGCUAACGAUUGACUCUUUUCGUGAUAUUCAUAUGCAAGCACGAAACGCUUCGGGGCAGAUCUCGGCACGAUUGUCGUUGACAGCUGACGGAAAAACACAGGCUAUUUGUGAUCGAUUUGAGGUGUUCGAUUCUGAUAAUCGUCUACUGUUCUUCGCUGACUCAAAGGAAGUAGGAUUAAAACUGGAAAAUCUUCGUAUUUUAGAUGAUGGGGGCAGUGUGUUUGAAGGCGCCAUACAGACGGCAUUUGUUCGACCUGAACCUGACACACCUUUAAGGUUUGAAUCACCAACACGAAGUGUAUCCGUCGAUGCUGCUCAGGAUAUCGAGCUACUUACCGCAGCCGGCGAGAUUCGAGUAAAUUCUCUUCUGGACAUUAGUCUAGCUUCGAAGCAGGGUGAAAUACGACUUGAAUCGGCGAACAUAUUCAUGGAUGGCCAACCACGAAGUGCAGGUCGUGGCCCUCCCCAACUACAACUUUGUGUAUGUCAUAACGGACGACUGUUCGUCGCUACUCAGUUCGCUGACUGUCGAGCAGAUCGAAAUAUUUGCCAGUGA
Angiostrongylus costaricensis is the source of this 981-nucleotide messenger RNA. The record is from the annotation of a GenBank genome assembly. NCBI's taxonomy places the organism in Eukaryota, Metazoa, Nematoda, Chromadorea, Rhabditida, Metastrongylidae.